Molecule: messenger RNA, 4285 nt
Organism: Patella vulgata (common limpet)
Lineage: Eukaryota; Metazoa; Mollusca; Gastropoda; Patellidae
Product: tryptophan--tRNA ligase, cytoplasmic
Exons: 8
Coding region: 226-1434 (402 amino acids)
Biological process (GO): tryptophanyl-tRNA aminoacylation
Cellular component (GO): cytoplasm
Molecular function (GO): ATP binding; tryptophan-tRNA ligase activity
Source: RefSeq, a predicted model, not a curated record
AGACCCGUAGAAAACAAACGAGGUUUGACAGACAGGGAAUUUAAUCCACGCCACUUGACUCUACGGCAGACCUUGCGAUUUCGUGUGUAUCGGUAAAUGUUUAUUUCUAGGGAAUUAUAUAGGAUUUUCCCAGGGAAUGUGUACGUGCUAGUAUAUAAGAGGUGGUUCAGAACCCCGUUCACAGUUUGUAUUGAAAGUUUCUAAGGAGAAGGUUAGUCUAUAAUCAUGGCGGAUAAUACAGAUGUAAUUGUAAAUCCUAAAGAGGAUAUAGUUGAUCCAUGGACUGUUCAAAGUUCAUCGGAAAAAGGAGUAGACUAUGACAAAUUAAUUGAUCAGUUCGGAAGUAUGAGAAUUAGCGAUGACCUCAUUAAACGAUUGGAGAAGGUUACAGGAAAACCAGUCCAUCAUUUUAUCAGAAGAGGAAUAUUUUUCUCUCACAGAGAACUAGAAAUGAUCUUAGAGAAGUAUGAGAAUAAGCAGCCAUUUUACCUAUACACCGGGAGAGGUCCAUCUUCUGAAGCCAUGCACUUGGGUCAUUUAAUACCUUUUAUAUGUACACAAUGGCUACAGGAAACAUUUGACGUACCAUUGGUAAUUCAAUUGACUGAUGACGAGAAAUUUUUGUGGAAAGAUAUAAAGGAUCCUGAUCAAACAUAUAAAUUGGCUUACGAGAACGCAAAAGAUAUCAUUGCAUGUGGUUUCGAUAUCAAUAAAACAUUUAUUUUCAGUGAUUUUGAUUAUAUCGGUGGAUGUCCUGAUUUUUACAAGAAUAUCUGUCGAAUUGAAAAAAAUGUGACGUUUAAUCAAGUGAAAGCUAUAUUUGGUUUUAAUGGGAGUAAUAAUAUUGGGCAAGUGAGUUUCCCUGCUAUACAAGCAGCACCUAGUUUCAGUUCAUCGUUUCCACUUAUAUUUGGUGGAAACACGAGGGUACCAUGUCUGAUUCCCUGUGCUAUAGAUCAGGAUCCAUAUUUCCGUAUGACCAGAGAUGUUGCUCCAAAACUGAAAUUUUUGAAACCAGCUCUUUUACAUUCUGUAUUUUUCCCAGCUUUACAGGGGGCUCAGGGUAAAAUGAGCUCAAGUGACCCAACAUCGUCGAUAUUUCUAACCGACACUCAACAAGAAAUUGAAGAUAAGAUAAAUAAGUACGCUUAUUCUGGUGGUGGAGCAACUCUUGAAAAACAUAGGAAAAAAGGAGGUGACCUUGAUACUGAUGUAUCAUACCAAUAUUUGCGUUUCUUUUUAGAAGAUGACGCUAAAUUAGACAGACUUGGAAAGGAAUAUAAGGCAGGAACUUUAGCAACUGGUGACUUGAAGAAAGAAUUAAUCGCAGUUCUACAGAAAAUUAUAGGUGAUCACCAAGCAGAGCGUAAAAAGGUCACAGAUGAAAUCGUAAAGCAAUAUAUGACACCUCGUCGUUUAAAUUAUAAAUACUAAAUUACUUCAGAACUUUUGCUUUCAAUUCAUUUCUAAUUUUUAAAAAGUAGAUGUCGUACAUUGAUAAUAAGAAUAAUAAUAGUACAUUCUUAUAUAGCGCAUUCUAAAACUUAACAAUUUACACAGUAAAAACGAUGGCACUUUACAAAAUAUGAAAUUUAAAAUUGUUACAGAUAAUAAAACUACAUAAGAGGAAAUUUCAGUAAUAAGUAUGUACGCGCUUUACAAAAUAUAAAAUUUUAAAUAAAACUGUAAUAAGAUAUGUAAAAGAGUAGCUAUAAAAACAAUAAAAACAUGACGAUAAAAAGUUUAACAUCCGAAAUGGCAGUGGAAAAGACGGGUUUUGAUUAUUUUUUGAAAGUUUCAAUGUUCAUCACGGCUCUAAUUCGCAUGUCAGUCCAUUCCAUAAAAUGAGAAGAUUCGGUCACCGUAAAAUAUAUUGUUCGCUCGACCUUUGGGGUAAGCAAAUGGUGGGGCUUGGGUAAAACGGGUGGUUCUUUGCGGGCGCUUGACGUCGACGUGUUUGCAGAGAUAUGCCGGUGUUAUAUCAUUCACUAUCUUAAAUAGUAACACUUUGAACUCAACACGUUCAACUACUAAGAGCCAGUGUAAUCUGAACAAAACGAGUAGGAUAGACUCACGUUUUCUGGUUCUAGUAACCAAUCUCGUGGCAGAAUUGUGAAGACUUUGCAACUUUUCAACCGCCUUUUGCCAAGGAUAUGAUACAAACUGGUACAGUAAUCCAAUCUCGAUGUUACUAGGCCAUGUACUAACUUUUCUGUUGUCUCUUGACUCAAGCUAAAAUUAGUGAGUAUUGCCACUGGUUGACGGAAUCUAGAAUAGUGAACUUCGAUUCCAAUUAUUUAAUUCCAUCCGUUUAUGAUCUUGGUAUAUUAUAUCCACUGAACGAGAAUCGGUUUCAGGCGAGUUACUUGCCCCUGAGUUAGAAAUCAGACUCAGCACAACUUAGUUGGCCUGUAAAAUUGAUAAUGUUGUGUUUUGUUGUUAAAAAUUGAUAAUAAGAAUCUCGUGAAUUUAUUUAUGAAACCUCAUCUAUUAAAUUAUAGAUAUUAGAAGAUUUCACCAAUACAUUUUGCUUAGAAUCCACCUCAAGUUAUGUUGUUUAAACCAUUUCUGAAAAUCAUCUGAACUUGAUCUGUGCCUUGAUCUGUAAAAUUGAUAACAAGAAUCUCAUCAAUGUAUUUUCUGUACAUACAUUUGAAGUAUUUAAAUAUAGCUUGUGUAACAAUAUAGAUCGAGGGGUAUAUGCUCUAUAUUAACAGAUAUUGGUUUUAGGUGAAUAUGGGAAUAGAUGUUGGCAAUAGUCAAAUUAUUGUUUUGAGAUAAAUUGGGAAUAACAGAAAUCUAUGACACUAUUAUACAUGAAAAGUUCUAUAGGACGAAAAACAUGAUGUUUCGAUGGGUUAAAAUGAUAUCAUGCCAUCACUUGUGUUGGAAAAUUCCUAUUGCAUCAUUUGGCUUAGUAUCCAAUAAUAUCAGUAAUUGCACAGAUUUGAGCGUGAUAGACUUCAAGGCCAAUACGAAUAUGGGUCCUAUAAAAAAGACUCUGUCGGGCCUUUAAGAUCAGAUAUCAUUGGGUUCCGGACAUAUACCAUGCAAGUUCGGUGGGGAUGACCAUCUGCGUUCCUAGAGACUGCCACUGAAUUCCCAGAGAGGGUGGAUAUCGCCUUGGUUCUUUAGAUGACCAUAUGAUGUAGCGGUUUCCGGAGUCUAGCCAUGCUGGUUAGACUUUAACAGGAGUUGGGGUUGAGAGAAAGAUGCUAAUGUAAUCUAUUAGGCAUUGUAACCAUAUGUAUCCAGCUUGACAUGUAAUGUAGAACUGAACUGUUGCAUUGUUAAUGAGAUAGUAAGAAGAAAAUACACAACGUGAAAAGGAAUCCAAAGAAGAUAAUUACAAAUAAUAGACGAUCACAGGGCUAUUAAAAUAUGUAGCAGAAGAGAGUAUGCGUCACACGUUGGAUGUGGGGAGUCUUCGGCUUACUGGCCUUCCACAUCUAGCCAGCGAUUCAUACCACGCUUGUCAGUUUGCAGAAUAUAUUUAAUGAUUAUAUUACAGUUAAAAGGGAGAAGAUUAUUAAAACACAAAAUUUCUGUAAGAAAAUUUAAGAGGGUGGGUUCAUAUAAUUUGAAUAAAUUAAUCAGCGUAAGGUCAUGUAUUUUGCCAAUAUAUAUGCACACAUUUAUUAAAAUGACUUGUAAUUAUCAGGGUAAUUAUCGAAGUAUCACUACUGGGCAACACGACUUCUCAUAAUAUGAUUAUCAGGUUCCAUGAUUGCAUACUGAGCUGCUUCUGGUAACCUAGGGCUAUUUACUCUUGGCAAUAAUGAGAUUGUCUUUUUGUAUUUUGAAGAAAAAAACCUCCAGAUAAUGCGGCCAUUUUUAAGAGAAGUGAGAGUAUCUGAGAACCAACAUAUUUGUAUACGGUCCAAUGUUUGGCACAACCUAUCUCUCAUGCUCUUAAAACUGUAUUGACAAUUAGCAUGAUUUAAUAUAAGACAAGUAAUAUUGUGUUUACAAAUCAAUGUAUUUACCUACUUAGAACUAUUCUAUUCAACUGUAUUAAAAACCUUAAUGAGUUUUCUUGUUUUCAUGUGAUACAAGGUUAAGCAACGGCAUCGCCCAUCCAUCCACAGGUUAUUAUUCUAAGCAAAUAUUGAAACCAUACCCCACUCAUACUGACCAAAGACUUAAAGAUACAUUAUGUAGGAUUUAGGUAAAGAGCUGGCCAUUCUUACUAUAAUAUAUUGCAAAUAGGUAAUGAAAAAUGAAUAUAUUUUGCCACGAAAUUAUGGAAGGCCAAAUGGGACAAUAUUCAUGAUUCUUGUUUCUA